This is a messenger RNA of Closterium sp. NIES-65, 420 nucleotides long. Lineage: Eukaryota; Viridiplantae; Streptophyta; Zygnematophyceae; Desmidiales; Closteriaceae. The record is from the annotation of a GenBank genome assembly.
AUGUAUUGCGCUAGUGUCGCGGACGAGCUGGACGAGGCCCUCUCACCCCCUUAUGACAUCCCGAUGCACGGCCGCCGUGACGCGGACUGUGUGGCAUCAUCUCGCAGCCCCGAAGUUAACAAGGACGGUGACGACGAUGACGACUCCGACUAUAGCGUGGACGCCGUCAGCACUGACGACGAGGCGAUCUCGGGAGAAGAGGAGGACAAGGACAUGUCCGACUCGGAGGGCGACACGGACGGUGACGACGCGGAGGGUGACGACGACGACGCCCCGGAGGAAUCGCAGCCCGCGGCACCGAUAGCUCGCCGUGGUCGUGCUAAGGCGGCAUCUGGCGUCAAGGCCACCGCUAAGGGCGGGGAGCCAACACACCUUGCUCCAAAGACCCGCGACCACAUCCCGGUGAAGCGCAUCAUGUGA